UUUGAAUUAAAAAAACUGAAAAAUGCAAGAGUUGAUAGCUAGUUUGCAAAAGAUGAGGUUUGAUUUUGAAGUUGUCCUGGAGCAACGGAGAGGAAUUCUGGACUUACCAUUUUCAGGCAUGGACAAAUCUGGUUCAGCGGUUUGUGAGUUUUUUAUUAAAGGUGAAUGCUUAAAAGAAAAUUUGUGCCCCUUUCGUCAUAGCUCUGGUGAAAAGUCUGUUGUGUGCAAACAUUGGCUCCGAGGCCUGUGCAAAAGGGGGGAUCAGUGUGAAUUUUUGCACGAAUAUGACAUGACAAAAAUGCCACGGUGCUACUUCUAUUCAAAAUAUGGGGAAUGCAGUAAGAGAGACUGCCCUUUCCUGCACAUUGAUUCAGAAGUGAAAAUUCAAGACUGUCCGUGGUAUGACCAGGGAUUCUGCAAAAAUGGCCCUCUGUGCAAAAAUAAACACACCAGGAAGGUAAUGUGUGUGAAUUAUCUCGCUGGUUUCUGCCCUGAAGGAACUGAAUGCAAAUUUUCACACCCAAAUAAUGAAUUUACUGAAUGGAACAUGGAAACAAAGGAAAUGGAUAUGCACUCUCAGUAUCCUUUGAUCAGCAAACAAGAGAAAAAAUUCUAUCAAGGCUACAAGGCUCUUGACAAAGUGACGUGCUUCAAGGUAUAUCUUAUUGUUUAAUAUGUAGGGCAUGUACUCCCAUUGACUGGAUUUUGGCCAUCUGAAAAUGUGUUUUGCUUUUUACUUUUACCACAUGCUAGUACCAGCUCUUUGCUGGUGGAAUUACUGACUGAUCUACUCCAUUCAGAGAUUUCUAAAACUAAAAAAAAAUUUUCAUGC
Molecule: messenger RNA, 832 nt
Organism: Pristis pectinata (smalltooth sawfish)
Lineage: Eukaryota; Metazoa; Chordata; Chondrichthyes; Rhinopristiformes; Pristidae
Product: cleavage and polyadenylation specificity factor subunit 4-like
Exons: 7
Coding region: 23-673 (216 amino acids)
Molecular function (GO): metal ion binding; RNA binding
Source: RefSeq, a predicted model, not a curated record